CUUCGCUUGGCUUGGCUUGGCUUCUCCACUCACUUUACCUCAAACCAAACUGAGCCCAAUUGAUUUGGCUGCUAUUUUGGGAGACGAAACCAAAUUAAACCAGAUCAUACCCAAUCCCCUCAAUUCAAUACAAAUCGCAACUCUGAAGAUAAUAAUUUUACAAUAUAACAAGAAGUAAAUAAUCAAAUCAAAUUCUGACCACCAAAAACCAAAAACCCCAAAAACUGGGGAACGUCAUUUACAGGCGCUCCCGCAGCCACCGGAGACCGACGGCAAUGGCGGCCACCGCGUCUUCAGCCGCAGCCAAACCCCUUCCUUCCUUGGACUUCUCGGCCGAUUCUCCGCCACUCAGACUGGUCCUCACCCCGGAUCAGUACAAGUACUGCUCUCAGGCACUCAAGUUCUUCAAAGACAAGCUCCAGACUUCUGACCAUAUCCACCAGGAGUUCGCUCAGCUACAGGCGAAGAGGAUAACAUCAUCUGAUAUGAAGAGAAGUUGCACUGUGGCUCUUGAUAGUGUCAAUUUGAGCAAAAACCGAUACACCGAUGUCUUACCAUUUGACACAAAUCGGGUUGUUCUCAACUCCUGUAAGGAUUACAGACCUUCAGCAAGGGGCUACAUCAAUGCCAGCUUAAUCUCGACUGGUUCCUCCGAAAGCAUUUCCCGGUUUAUAGCAACACAAGGUCCACUUCCGCACACCUACGAGGACUUCUGGGAGAUGGUACUUGAGCAGCGUUGCCCUGUGGUCAUUAUGCUUACUCGCUUGGUCGACAAUUACAAGAUGGUUAAGUGUGGAGAUUAUUUUCAGGCUGAAAAUGGCCCUAGAGAAUUCGGUAAUAUAUGUAUAGCCACUAAGUGGCUAAGAACUACUGAAACUUCGUUAGAAUUGCGCCUUCUGGAGGUGAACUAUAAAGAGUCAGAGGAACCACCCAUGUCUGUAUUGCAUAUUCAGUAUCCUGAAUGGCCUGACCAUGGAGUUCCCGAGGACAGGAUUGCUGUCCGUGAAAUCUUGAAAAGACUAUAUGAAGUACCACCAAAUCUUGGCCCCAUUGUGGUGCACUGCAGUGCAGGUAUUGGGAGAACUGGAACAUACUGCACAAUUCAUAAUACAGUCCAAAGAAUUCUAGCUGGGGACAUGUCUGCGUUAGAUCUUGUUGAUACAGUAACCACAUUUAGGUCUCAGCGAAUUGGAAUGGUCCAAACACGGGAGCAAUAUUUUUUCUGUUAUUCUGCCAUCGUUGAUGAAUUGGAAGACCUCGUCUCAAAUGAGCUCAAUAGAGCUUGAUCAAUAACAAAAAUGCUCCAUAAUGCUGGAAGUGCUCGACCUACUUGCUUAUUGAAGAACUGUGUGAUGCAUCAUUAUUCUGGUGGAACAAAUAGUGCUGCUAACAGCUAAUUAAGUCUCCCCGAAUCAUCUGUUCCACGAUUUUUUUAACACGAAGGCACCAUGGAUCUGAAUAGUUAGGCAUUUCAAAGGUCCUGUUUGCCGCGCCAACAAGUCUACCUGUAUGUCUAAAUCAUAUAACACUGAUACUCAUGAGUUUCUAUUCAUUGCUAAUUGUUAUUCCUGGUGAACAUUUUUUUCCUUUCCUUUUUAUUUGUUUUUGUUAGUGCAAAGGCCGUUAGGAGGGGCCGUCCAUAACAAAAGCUUAUUACUUUCACUUUUCUGUUCAGACAUCUAAUUUGAUUUUAAGACUUUAUGAUUUCAUAUCAUAGGGGGAGACUUUGUUUGAUGACAGGGAAGUUUGGUGCAGAAUAUGGGUUUUGUGAAUGUGGAUUCCUAAUUUGGAUGAUGAAUGUGCGAAGAUUUGUAUUUA
Molecule: messenger RNA, 1818 nt
Organism: Prunus dulcis (almond)
Lineage: Eukaryota; Viridiplantae; Streptophyta; Magnoliopsida; Rosales; Rosaceae
Product: protein-tyrosine-phosphatase PTP1
Exons: 9
Coding region: 276-1286 (336 amino acids)
Biological process (GO): protein dephosphorylation
Molecular function (GO): protein tyrosine phosphatase activity
Source: RefSeq, a predicted model, not a curated record